AUCACCUUACUAUGUAUAAGAUCAUAUUAAAAAAUUUCAUGCAAUUAUUAAAGAGGUAAGCAACAUGUAAUUCAAUUUCGCAAAUUUUAUACACCAAAUAUCAUGCUUUCUUCCAAAUUAUACGUAAAUUAGUUGUCUAGAUAUGUCUAACAAUAUAAGCAAGCAAAUAAUUAGAAUAUGACAUCAACACAACAUUUUAAACACACUGCAACAAAAUAGUUAUUAUUCAGACUAAAUUUUUAAUAAGCAUAUUUACCAUAAAUUUAUUAUUUACUUGCAUUAUCAAGCUAAAUUUUGAGCAUAUUAAUUUAUCAUGUUAGCCCCUCAGCUUAGUUGUUGUUGCAAAACUUUGGUGGAAUUGUUUAUACAAGUAGCGCCUAUUAAAAUUUUUUACAAAGAGCUAAUCCGUAUAAACAAUUAAAUUUGUUAAUUGAGAACAAAUGACUUAUUAGUAAGUAGUAGAAAUUCUAAUUCAAUAACAGAUAACUUUAUAUAAAUAAGUUUAGUUUCGUUGAUGAGUUAAAAAGGUAAUUUUUUUUUACCCGAAGAUUAUGGAUAGCUUUCAGUAAAAUCUAGAGAAUGGUUAUUUAAAAGUUUCCCACAUAAAACUACAUUUAUACAUAACUUACGUCAUCUAUUAAUUAUCUUAUUUAUCUUAGGCUUAAAUAAAUGUUAAUGUAUUAGUUAUUUGUGAGAUAAUAUUAAUAAUAUUUGCAGGGGGAAAAAAUACAAGGUAUUAUGUUUGGAGAAACUAUUGAAAUGUAUAAGCACAUGCUUCAGAAGAAUCAUGUUGUUUACAUCUCAAAUGGAGAAUGCAAACCAAUAAACCCGCUUUAUGGAAAUGUACAUGAGUCAAUUGAGUUGACAUUGACUAAGAACAUUUCUAUCAAAGAAUCAAAAAUAGAGUUUCAAUUUGAUAAGAUAUUGAAUAACUUUAUCUCAAUCAAAGACGCAAUUUCCAACGAGGAUACAAGGAAUAUAAAUGUUCUUGCAAUGAUAGCAAAUGUCAAGCCUAUGAUCAAGUACGUGACAAGAUAUAAUAAGGCAGACACAAGGCGGGACAUCAUUAUAGUAGACAAAGAUGAGAUAACAUUGUCUGUAACUUUAUUCGGAGAUUUAGCUGGCAAUGAAUGUUCAAUUAUUGAAGGAAAUAUGCAUGAGACAACUAUAAUAGCGCUAUCAAAUUUUAAAAUAUCAUUGUACAAAGGGGAGAUGUGCAUGACAUCGUAAAUUGCAUCGACAAUUUUUAUCAACCCUGAAAUAGAACUUGCUAAAGACAUGCGAGAAUGGUAAUACAAAUAAAAAAGAUAACUUAAUAAAUUAAAAUUUAAAUAUUUUUAAAAUUAUAUGCAGGGCUCUUUCAAAAGACAAGAUCAAGACUAAUGGUGCUCCGUCAAGGCUAUUUAAAACUGCAGCAAAAAUGAAUAUUAUUGACAUUAUGUAAGCUUCACAAAAUUCAUCAAAGGCACAAUAUGGCAGCUUUACUGGAAAAAUAAGUAAUAUCUUAAAUAGACAUGAGGCUUGGUACUACUCAUGCAAAGGCUGCAAUAAAAAAGUUGACAAAACUAUUUAUGACAAAUGUCAAAAUUGUCAAAAAAACAAUGAAGACAGCAUACCGAGGUAAAGUACUAUCAAUUACUCAUGAGAGAAAAAUAUGAAAAUUAAAUAUAAAAAUAUCAUCUGAUGCACAAUUAUAAUAUAAAAUGAAGGUAUCUUGUUAAAAUAAUAGUGGAAGAUGAAACAGAUUCUGCAAGAGACACUUUUUGACGCAACAGAAACUUUGAUAGGCUGCAAUGCUCAAAACUUCAUGGAUGAUAUAAAAGAG
Messenger RNA from Asparagus officinalis (garden asparagus), 1825 nucleotides. RefSeq lists its product as uncharacterized. The coding region runs from base 739 to 1230 and encodes 163 amino acids. The transcript is spliced from 5 exons. The record is from RefSeq and is a predicted model, not a curated record. Lineage: Eukaryota; Viridiplantae; Streptophyta; Magnoliopsida; Asparagales; Asparagaceae.